Poecilia reticulata (guppy) is the source of this 5314-nucleotide messenger RNA. Its product is annotated as arf-GAP with coiled-coil, ANK repeat and PH domain-containing protein 2. The record is from RefSeq and is a predicted model, not a curated record. Gene Ontology annotation, cellular component: cytoplasm. Gene Ontology annotation, molecular function: protein binding; GTPase activator activity. NCBI's taxonomy places the organism in Eukaryota, Metazoa, Chordata, Actinopteri, Cyprinodontiformes, Poeciliidae.
AGUCCUUCCAAAUAGACGAUCUUUGUGUGUAGAUCUGUUGGAGAAAAGCUCUCCCGCGGACUGCUAUGAUAGAGCUACUGGACAACACUUUCCGUUUUCAGUGCUGACCUCUGCUUUUGGGACAGUUUAGCAACGGGGUUUUUUUGGGGGGUGGACUCGUUCACAAAGAAAAGCGUCUUUUAUGAGCGCUGUCCAGCCACUUCUUGUUGGUAGCUGCUGGCCUCUGAGGCUAGCUGGCUUAGCGGAACGGUGACCGAGUGGAGCCAGCUGGUCGGACGGAGAAACAGGAACGUUAGCGAACAAGCUAAUUAGCCAGAAACACUGGGCUUGGAUUAUUCCCUUUAAUCAAACAUAGAGAGCAGGUUGUGCAGGCGCAAUUCACUGCGGCAAAGAUGAAAAUAACCGUGGACUUUGAGGAAUGUCUGAAAGACUCCCCACGCUUCAGAGCAACCAUAGAGGAAGUGGAGGGGGAUGUGUGCGAGUUGGAAUCCAAGCUUGACAAACUGGUGAAGUUGUGUAUUGGGAUGAUAGAUGCUGGAAAAGCCUACAACGCAGCCAACAAGCAAUUUGUCAACGGGAUCCGGGAGCUUGCCCAGCAGUCUGCCAAAGAUGAAGUCAUUGAGUCCAGCCUCACAAAGUUUGCCGAGAGUCUGCAGGAGAUGAUCAACUAUCACACGAUAUUGUUCGAUCAGGCGCAGAGAUCAAUCAAGACUCAGCUGCAAACGUUUGUGAAAGAUGACCUGCGAAAGUUUAAAGAAGCCAAGAAACAGUUUGACAAAGUGAGUGAAGAAAAGGAGAAUGCGCUUAUCAAGAACGCUCAGGCUCCUCGCAACAAGCAGCACGAAGUAGAGGAGGCCACCAACAUCCUGACCGCCACACGCAAAUGCUUCCGACACAUUGUCCUCGACUACGUCUUACAGAUAAAUGUUCUACAGUCUAAGAGAAGAUCAGAAAUCCUGAAAUCGAUGCUGUCCUUCAUGUAUGCCCAUCUGACAUUCUUCCAUCAAGGUUACGACCUCUUUAGUGAACUGCAACCUCUUAUGAAGCAGCUGGGUGGACAGCUGGACCAGCUGGUGGUCGAUGCUGCCAAGGAGAAGAGGGACAUGGAGCAGAAACACUCCACCAUCCAACAAAAGGCUGCUCUGCAGGAGGCGACAGAGCUUGACUUUUUACCAGACCAUCGCAGCUUUUGUGCCUGGAGGUCGACCUCUGAUUUUUCUAAUGACGACACGAAACUGGAGUAUAAUGUGGACGCAGAUAAUGGCAUUGCAAUGGAGGGUUAUCUAUUCAAGAGGGCCAGUAACGCUUUCAAGACUUGGAACAGACGUUGGUUCUCCAUCCAAAACAAUCAGCUAGUUUACCAGAAGAAAUUUAAGGACAACCCGACAGUCGUGGUGGAAGACCUGAGGCUAUGUACAGUCAAGCACUGCGAGGACAUCGAGCGGCGCUUCUGCUUUGAAGUAGUUUCACCCACAAAGAGCUGCAUGAUGCAGGCCGACUCAGAGAAGCUGCGGCAGGCUUGGAUCAAAGCCGUCCAGAACAGUAUCGCCACCGCCUUCCGCGACAAGGGAGACAGCGGCGAGAAGCUGGACAGGAAGUCAUCCACGUCAACAGGGAGUCUGGACUCCGGAGGGGAACCCAAGGAAAGGUCGCUGAAAGGAGAGAGCGCUCUGCAGAAGGUCCUGGCCAUUCCUGGCAACGCCUGCUGCUGUGACUGUGGCCAGCCGGACCCACGCUGGGCCAGCAUCAACCUGGGCAUCACUCUCUGCAUCCAGUGCUCUGGAAUCCACAGGAGCCUGGGAGUUCAUUUCUCCAAGGUUCGGUCUUUAACUUUAGACUCAUGGGAGCCAGAACUGCUGAAGUUGAUGUGUGAACUUGGAAACGGAGUGAUCAACCAGAUAUAUGAAGCUCGACGAGAAGAACUAGGAGCCAGAAAACCACAGCCGGGAGACCCCAGACACGAGGUGGAGGCUUACAUCAAAGCCAAAUACGUGGAUCGACGUUUCGUCCGCCGGCCGUCAGACGAGGAGCUUCGUAACAAGGUUGUUUCUCUGAGCAAAGAGGAGAAGAGGCUGAGCAGCAGCUCGGACCACCUACCCCCUAAAGCCCCUCCGCCCACUCCAAAACUUCGGCCGGGCUCUCACGCAUCUGGACAGUCAGCUGCUGCCUGCGGCAAAGAGGCCCGCCGCGACUCUCUCUUCUGUCCUGAUGAGCUUGACUCGCUCUUCUCCUACUUUGACACCUCCUCCAAGCUCAGGAGCAUGAAAAGUGCGGACAGCGGCAUUCAGAACAGCGCCGAUGGGAGCAGGGAGAUGCUGGCCACCACUCCGUCCAGUAACAGCCUGGCAGAUGCAGAAGCUGCAGAGGCUCCCCCGGUGCCCGCCACGCUCCCGACCGCGUCGCCCUGUAAGGAGGUGGUUUUCUUCGAGCCGAAGGAGUACAGCCCGGGUCUGCAGCUCUACUGGGCGUCCUUCAGCCGCAGCCUGCCGGACAUGGCCGAGGCUCUGGCCCACGGCGCCGAGGUCAACUGGGUCAACACCGAAGAGGAGAAGAGGACGCCACUCAUCAUGGCAGUGCAUGGGGGCUCACUGGUCACCUGUGAGUUUCUGCUCCAAAACGCAGUGAAUGUGAACCAGCUGGACGCUCAGGGCCGAGGGCCGCUGCACCACGCCACCAUGCUGGGACACACGGGCCAAGUCUGCUUGUUCUUGAAAAGAGGAGCAAAUCAAAACGCAGCCGACAUCGACGAGAAGACGCCGCUGAGCAUAGCAGUGGAGGCGGCAAACGCAGAUAUUGUCACAUUAUUGCGGUUGGCCAAGAUGAACGAGGAGAUGCGGGAGGCGGAGGGGCCCUACAACCCGUCAGGGGACGAAACCUACCAGGACAUCUUCCAGGACUUCACCCACAUGGCCUCCAACGACCCGGACAAGCUGAACCGCUACCAGCAGUACGACCCUCAGAAACCCUGACGCUGCGGCCCAGGUCAGACUUUCACCACUUCAAAAAAAAAAAAAAAGGCCUGGAGUGACGUCGGCUUUCCUUGCAGGAUCAUUCGGAAAGAAUCUCAUGUCACUUCUAGUUUUUGUAAGAGCCUGGAAGCACUUUGGUCAACUGAAUAAAAAAAUAAAAAUAAAAAAACCCCUCAUUCAUUCAUUCGCUUUUCAGUUUGACCUUCCUGCUGUCAGCCAAUGGUACAGUGUUAAAGCUGUUUGAAAGGAUCUCAGAUGAAAACUGAACUCUGAAUGUAGAGCAGUCAUCGUUCUUUGACCAAGUUUAACUUCUCCCAUCCGGAUGUGCGAAACAUAUGUAGAGAAGUUAUGAAAAAAAAAAAAAAAAAAAGCCUUUAUUGUUUUUCAUGAACGGUUUGGCCUGUACAUGCUUUUACUUUAUUUGCACAAGUCUCUUCAUGUACUGGAAGCAAACCUGUUAAUAUUUCAUUUGUGAUUUUAAAACGUUGUUGAUUUAAGUAGAUUUGUAAAUGUUAAUAGUUUUAAUGUUUUUGUGCCUGCAGAUUGUAUCAUUGGAAGAUUGGGGGGGGGGGGGGGGGGGGGGGGAAACGUUUUAUCUUAGACUCUCGAACUAAAUGUUGUGGCACAACAAGAAAACAUCAGCCAAACAUGUUAGCUGACAAGUUUUCUUUCACAUCAAUAAUACAUCAUAAGAAACAAAGACAAAGCUACUUUCAGUACUGAAAAGGUGUCACACUUAAACGUUUUGAGUCAUCAAAUUUAAUAAUCAGGUGAGUAAAUACAGAAUAUGGUUUAUAUAGAGUGUAAAUCUAAUCAAAUUAACUUAUCCUCACUAGAGCAAAUACCUGGCAGAAAAUGGAAUGUUUUCCCAGAUGUUUUGGGAUCCUUAAGCUAUUUUUUGGGGGGGGAGGGUUUUUUGCGCUAAUGAGUCGGAUCUUUGACUUCUUUUUCCCCGUCUCUUUCUUCCUGUUGAAUCGUGAACUUUGACCCUCACCAAGGCACUGGAGGCCUACUCUUGCUGCUCUUUGAGUGACUUCUCUUCUCCAGUUUUGAAUAAUGACUUUACUGGAAUUCACUAGCAUAAAAAUAAAUAAAUAACGUUUAAAAAAAAGCCCUAAAAUGUCUUUGUAACCCUUUCUAGAUCGACAUCCUGACUGCUUUUGUUUUCUUAAACGCAUUUUGAUCAGGGCAUGACGAGUUGUUCUGCUUCGUGUUCUUGUGUCAACAAAUGAAGCAUCUUUUCAACAAGGGGGGUGAUUGCGAAUUCACAUGAGGCCAGCUUUACUCAGCUUCUCUUUGUCUUGAAUUAAUGUUCACUUAAUGAUCUGAAACAUUUAAGUGUGACGAACAAAACAAGAACAACUGAAAACCCGUAAAGGGAAAAAUCCUUUUUUCACUGCAGUGCAGCUGUUACCUCAGUGGUGUCCGAAGUCGGUCCUCGACAGCCGCUACCCGCAUGUUUUACCUGGUUCAACACACCUGAAUAAAAUGACAGCUCAUUAGCAGAAACAGGAGCAGGAGGAGGUGAUUGGACCAUUUGAAUCAGCUGCGUUAGAGCAGAGACGUCUAAAAUGGGCAGGACACCAGCUACGCCACAACAUUUAGCUACAGAGUUGUUGCUCCUCUUCUUGCUCUUCUGCUGCUCAUCUUGCAGAAGAAAACAGAGAUCAGCCCAACAAUCAUAGUAGAAAUGUCCGUUUUUGAUCAAUUUGCAGACAGUAGCAGUGCAUUGUUUGUAAUUAUCCAGCCGAGCCGGAGCUGAUGCAUAUGGGCAGACAGCAGAGGGUGUCAUGAAUGAGUUUUCAUUUUUAUUGACUGCAUUUCUUUUUCAGUUGAGGAAAAGAAGCUUAAAGUGUUUUUGUUGAAUGAAACUCAAUUCAACGUUUGUAUCUAGGAUCUUAGUUUAGGAAUUUGCCUACAUUUCUGAAUAAGUUCCCAAAUGUAGAAAUUCAGUUUUAAAGUUUAGAUGGUGAUUUCAGCAUUUUGUGCUGAAAUCAGGUUAAAUAUGACACAGCUCUGUUUUAUCCUGUAAGUUCUCUCUUUUUUUUUGUAAUCUCUUUGAUAUUCUGUGUAGAUUUUUCUGAUCAGAGGACAAAUCUGUCCAAAGCAACAUGGGAUACAGUUUUUGUACAUUUUGUACAGAUGAUUUCAAAUUCUCAAGACUGAAGUAUGGAGUUAGAGGUACUUGAAUGAUUUAAAUAAGCUUUUAUAUAUGCUGUUUGUAUCCUUUGAUAAACAUAGCCUGUUUUUAUAUGUGCCGUCUGUUCGCCUGUAUACAUGUACUGUAUAAUACACCUGUAAUGAUAUCUGCAAGGUCUUAAAUACACAGAAACAAAUGAUUCACC